GACCACGAGUGCGCGCAACAGAGGGCUGUGCACUCGCGCGUUCAAGUAUUUGUACCCACAUGCUCGCUGAGCUCAGUCAGCGUUUGACUCAGUAGUGGCAGAAGGGAUCCAGGAUUUCCACUUGUUAGUAAACUCCACGAUACCGAAAUCAAGUGCAUCCCUUCAGCCAACAUGUCAAAGUUGGAUCAGAUCCUUAUCCUCGACCCUCCGUCUGACCUCAAAUUUAAAGGCCCUUUUACAGAUGUAGUCACCACCAACCUCAAACUGAGGAACCCUUCUGACAGAAGAGUGUGUUUCAAAGUGAAAACGACAGCGCCACGUAGGUACUGCGUACGGCCAAACAGCGGCGUUAUCGAUCCUGGAUCAAGCGUCAACAUCUCUGUCAUGCUACAGCCCUUUGACUAUGACCCCAAUGAGAAAAGUAAACACAAAUUCAUGGUGCAGACGAUUUUCGCCCCGCCAAACGUCACCGACAUGGAAUCAUUGUGGAAAGAUGCAAAGCCAGAUGAUCUCAUGGACUCCAAGCUGAGAUGUGUCUUUGAGCUGCCAUCUGAAAAUGAUAAAGUGAAUGAUGUGGAGGCGACCCGAGCCGCCCCCGUGAUGAACUCCGUGAAGGCGGAGUCGUCGGCAGCCGCGGUGCCUAUCGCUGCCGGAGCGGACGACGCGGAGAUGAAGAAAGUGGUGGAGAAGUGCAAGAGACUGCAAGCUGAGAUGAACAAGCUGAGUGAGGAGAACCGGCAAUUAAAGGACGAAGGUUUGAGAAUGAGAAAGAUGCCCCGCUCAGACCACAUGACACCAAACUCGACCAGCCUGCUCGGUCGGGAAGCCAGCGCCGCCUCCCUACCAUCCCUCCUCGUUGUCAUAGCAGCCAUCUUCAUCGGAUUUUUCAUAGGGAAGUUCAUCUUGUAGACUGGGAGAAGCCAGCCGUAUCCCACGCCUCGGCUCUGGAAUUUAAAAAAAAAAAAAAAAAAAAAGGAAAAAGGCCUGGAAAAACCGAGAAGUCUUUCUGUUGACUUUUGCCAUAUCAUUGGUAGUGUGGCCUACAGUGAACACAUCUGUACAGUAUCAUUUGAAGGCACCGCCUUUUUACAAUCUCACACAGUUAGUAUGCACAGAGUUGAGUGAGGAAAGGCGACAAAAAGCGAUUGCUCCCUCCCCUUCUUCUUUGUUGUUUUUUUUUUUUCUUUUUUUUUUCUUUUUUUUUUUUGCCUGUAUAAUCCAGAUAUCCAGUGUGGUGGGACAAUGAAAGUUGUAUACUAUCAGUCAACAUGGAAGAUGCACCUAGAGUUAACCAUGGGCAAGAAGCACUCAAAAGAAUAAUAUCUCUCUCCCCCUUCCCCCCCCCUCCCUCUACUUCUGUUUUUAAUAGGAAUUGAAUGGAAUGUUAGGUGUCUUGUAAAUGUCGUUUUAAAUCCUUUUAAACAAAAAAGGAAAGAACUUCCAUCAUAAAGACGUUGCUACCUGUUGCUGGAUUGCCUCUGAAGUAAAAUCUGUUCGGUUUGUAAUUUCUUCUACUUGUGUUGGAAUGUUCAGGCCCAGCUGGGGAUAUAGGUGCCUCCUUCUUGUACAUUUGUCUUGAUCUCACAAUACAAAUACAGACUUAUUAUUAUUAUUAAUUAUUAUUGUUAUUAUUAUUAUUGCUACUACUACUAUACAAAUCGUAUAUCCUUCUGAGGCAGUUAUUGACUGAAAUAACGUUUCCAUUCUUAAAGUCCUGUCAAAGGUAUUCAACAUUGAAAAAUAAAAAUGAAAAAUGUGGUUUUCAUAGCGGUUCUUUUCCUGCUUAUUGUUACUGCCAAUGUUUUAUUUUGUGUUUGUACAAUGCAGUACAGUAUAUGAAUUACCCUGCGUUUCUAAAUUUGCUUUAUAUCUCUGCUUCAUAGGUAUUGCAGUGGAUAUAUAUGUAUAUAUUUUGAUGUAACCUAGAUUGGUCAGAUGAAUCAAGAUGGAAGUUUUGGGCUGUACUUUAGUUAGCGAGGAAGGGAUUGUUGUACAUUUCUUGUGGUUUGAGCUCCCACAAACUAGGCGCUGUCACUGUCGGUUACGCCAAGGUAAUUUUAUGCGUUUCUGGUACAUUAUAGUAUUCCAGAUGAGGGGGGAACAUCUGUGGUAAGCUUGUUCCUAAAUCUUUUUAUUUUAUUUUUUUGUUAGCCUGAUUGGUAAAAUGAGAAAGCAUUCUUUAUAAGAUGCUGAUUAUUUUAUUUUUUUCUUUUUGCACAGAGUUGAAACCUACAAUUAUUCUGUUAAAGCGCAAAGUGACGUGAUUCACUGCAGCAUUGGUAAAAGACCACUUUUUUUUUUCUCUCUCUCCCUCUCUCUCUGUUUGGCGCUAGAGAGUUGGAGAAUUGCAUGUUAGACUUUGGCUGUGUGACUAUAGUGUUAAGAGACGAGCUGAAAGUUGCGUAAUUGUAUGCUUGAAGUACAGAGUGGCCCCUUUGAAUGAGACGUUGCUAGUACUGUUUUUGUCUUCAUUCUUUAUGGUAUAGAUUCAACAAGAUGCUGGGAUCAUUUCUCAGAUUCUCAGACAUAUUGAAUGAUUGUAUUGCAUAGUUGCUGCUCAUUUGUCAGCUGCACAUCCAUGAUGUGAAUCUCGUUCCACCACAUCCCAAAGGUCACUGUUGUUAUUGUUACUGUGGUUAAGGUUGCCUUCAUUAUCCGCUUGAAGCAGUCUGGUCAUUCUCCUCUGACGCCAACAAGCCAUUUUUACCCAGAGAACUGCCGCUCGCUGUACGUUUUUUGUCUUUUCAGACCAUUAUCUGUAAACUCUAGAAAUGGCUGUGUGGGAAAACCCAGCGACUAUGUUCAAAGUUGUAAAUCAACUUUCUUCUCCAAUCUAGUGCUCUGUUUGAAGUCCAGCAGGUGUUCUUACCCAUGCCAUGAGUUGCUGCUAUAUGAUUGGCUGUAGUAAUGACCAAUUAUACCACCAAUUAUUUUAAGCUGUGGGUAGCUUCUCCCAUCAGCAGCACAAUCAACCAUAUUUAUGAUUUAUCCUUUCAGGUUUGAGCAUAGUUAAUUUGUUGCUAUAACAAUACGAACAUGUACUGGCUUAAAAUGAGCGGUGAGUUGGAACACUCGAUAUUUGGCUCACAGAUGGAGGAUGUGGCUAAUGUAAGUAAUAUGUCACGGUGUAACAUCACUCGAAAUGCGUGUACAUGUUUCUAUUCAAUAGAGCUAAGGUUUUUGUCAUCACCUGAAUGGAUUUUUUUUUUUUUUCUCCCCAUAUUUUUUGGGGGGUUAAAUCCUUUGUUUUUCCACCUUACUCAUUGCGCACAACAGAAGACCUUAUCAAAUGUGAGUAAAUGCUGCUGCUUCACAGUAACUUUGUACUGAGAAUAUGUUACAAACCUGAUCAUAUAUGUAUAUGUCUGAGGAUAAAUUUCGCCUCCAUCUGCUCCUUUAAAGCUGCUCAGUGGACAGUUUGUCCUUGGCAACUUCCAUGUAAGACUCCCUCGUACAUCCACUUUGCAAACCCAUAAAACUGGGGCUUUUUAAAUGCCCUGCUGGGAACCAUAAAGUGUAACAAAGGGAUUAACAAAAAUAUGUUCCCUGUUAAAUGUUCAGUAAGCUACAAUAUACAAAAUCUGGCUGUAAGAGCAGUAAUGAACACGAAGGAGUAUCAAACCUUUGUAAUCUCAUACAUGUAUCCAGUUAUUGAGACAUUUCUUGGAGCCCGUUAAAGCUUCUUUAGCCUGGGAACACUGAGCAAAACGAUGCACUAUUAAUGAUGACACACAAAACCUCAAGCUUAAAUUUGACAGAAGCAUGCUGGGAAACUCCAAUCCUUGUCCAUGACCGAGAGGGAGAUCGAAAUGACAACAUAUGAUAAUGAUGAGUGAAACCCCAUGAGCUUAAUUAAGGCUGAAAUAAAGAUCCCACUGGAGGAGUGGAGUUUUGAUACUGAGCCACACAUGAGGACUUUAAUCCCAUUAAGGCAUUUAGAAUUUAUUCCACCCUCAGGUUCAAAAACCACCUGAAAGAAGCAACAAACACUAAUCCCUUUGUUUCUUAUAUUACAGAGGCCUUUGCUAGAAGACCACAGUUACAACUCCACGUUGUUGACGGGUAACACAGCUGACUACAGUGAUGCAUCAUCACAGUCGAUCCUUUGUGAUUGCACAAACAUCUUAUUUGUGUUAGACGCAGCAAGAGUCUUCGGUAAUGUCACUGAAAUGAUUAUAUACAGUAGAUUUUCUUCUUCACGCAGCCACAGUGGAAACCAAACAAUUAAGAUGUGACUAAAGGGAAAAUUCUCAGCUUUAAUUCAAAAAGCUUGAAGAGAUGAGACAUUUUUAUACACAGUCCCAUUUUCAGAGGCUCAAAAUUAAUUAGACAAACAAUUUUUAAUAUAAGGUUAGUUUCUAACACUUAAAUAAAAAUCUUUUGGAAUCGAUGGCUGCCUGAAGUCUAGAACUCAUAUAUAGCUAAAUGCUGAUUCCUCUCUUGGCGUGCUCUGCUAGGUCUUUACUGCAACAUAACUUCAGCUGCUGCUUAUUUGGAUUUCUCUGCCCUCAUUAUGCACGGUUAGGUUGAGAUCAGGUGACGGAGUUGGAGCCUCACAAAUAUCACAUUUCUUUACCUUAAA
Molecule: messenger RNA, 4582 nt
Organism: Haplochromis burtoni (Burton's mouthbrooder)
Lineage: Eukaryota; Metazoa; Chordata; Actinopteri; Cichliformes; Cichlidae
Gene: vapal
Product: VAMP (vesicle-associated membrane protein)-associated protein A, like
Exons: 6
Coding region: 172-909 (245 amino acids)
Biological process (GO): neuron projection development
Cellular component (GO): plasma membrane; endoplasmic reticulum membrane
Molecular function (GO): FFAT motif binding
Source: RefSeq, a predicted model, not a curated record